AUGAACCAACUUGACGAAGCGGUGCGAUUAAUAGCCCAGGCGAAAAAAGAGCUGUGCGAGGCGGACCCUGAGCAUUUGCGAAAACGAAUAAGGCAAUUGGAGUCUGAAAACCACGCACUACGCCAGACGGUGAAAAUUCUCAGCGACAAACGCAGUCAGGAUCGCGAACGAGUGCGGCAAUGGGAAACCGCGUUUUCGCAGUCAGAGUCGGCGAAAAAACACCAAAAAACAACACAACUACCAAGCGAUUCGCUAACUCAGUUGGCAAGCGAGCCUCAAGCUGAGCAAGAUGACCCAAAACUACCAGACUUGCCCCCGUCGUCCCAACCAAUUGUGACGGCUAGUUUACCGUUGAAUUCAGACGAUGUACUCUCCGAUGAGCCGCUGGACGACUCAAUCCUUGAAUCGUCGCCAACAGAGGACGAUCCAUUGAAGCACAUCAUUGCUCGCGAGUGGCACCCUUCGGACUUUGUCGUCAACCCAAACUACGGCAAAGCAUACACUGAAGUUGUCAGGGGCAACCAACGUCAAUGUCUUCACGGAAAUGAUUGUGAGGAUUGUGCAAAGUUUUAUGCAUUGUUAGGGAACGGAGGAAACGCGCUAAUCCAGAUGGCGUCUCGCCAUCGUGAAGACUGGCGACGACAAGAGACUCCGCCGGGAUUUUGGCGCAGUGAAUUUGUUGAUACACAACACCAGGCCCAAGAAAAGUCUGACCUGGCAACAAAAAGAGCCGUUGAGGCGAACCGUCGACUAGAAGAAGCUCUAGUUAAUGGUCAAUAUUUAUUCCGUGACCGGGCGUUGCGCGAAAUGGUCAACGGGUUACGAAAAAAAAAGAUAUGUUAG
Molecule: messenger RNA, 843 nt
Organism: Wickerhamiella sorbophila
Lineage: Eukaryota; Fungi; Ascomycota; Dipodascomycetes; Dipodascales; Trichomonascaceae
Product: DNA endonuclease ctp1
Exons: 1
Coding region: 1-843 (280 amino acids)
Biological process (GO): double-strand break repair via homologous recombination; DNA double-strand break processing involved in repair via single-strand annealing
Cellular component (GO): site of double-strand break
Molecular function (GO): Y-form DNA binding; double-stranded DNA binding; single-stranded DNA binding
Source: RefSeq, a predicted model, not a curated record